AUGUGCUCCCUGGUUGCCGCCCCCGUUUCGAGCUCUCCCGCCAUAGCCACUCUCGGUGUGUGAGUGCUCCCCCUCGCUGCCCCACAACCUCGAUUCCUCUUUUCCCACGUUUUCUUCAAGUUCUUCAAGCUCUGCAACGACUUGGGUUGCGAGGAGGUUUUUGGGGACUCUCUUUUUUUACUGAGGACCCGCAUGGUUGCAUUCUUCGUAACUGCUCAAGGUUUUUGAUUCUUAAGGACUUCUUUUUUCUAGUUCUGAAGGUGGUAGGAGAAAGCGAUGUCGACGCAGCUGAGAGUGUUGUCAAAUUCGUAAUUGAAUGUUUAUGAAAGCACAGACGCUCGGGAAAGCAUCUGGAAUCGGCGAUGGACGGACCACCAUCUAGUGGGGCUUUUACGGGAGCAACAUUAGCGGAGAAACUCAACAAGCUCAAUGCUUCGCAACAAAGCAUUGAAACUCUCUCCCAUUGGUGCAUAUUUCACCGGAAAAAAGCAAAGGAAAUUGUGGAUACAUGGGCUUCAAAAUUUCACGAGGCCCCCAAGGAGCAGCGUGUACCUUUCUUAUAUCUGGCAAACGACAUUCUGCAGAAUAGCCGGCGGAAAGGUCCCGAGUUUGUGAAUGCAUUUUGGACUGUACUGCCUGCAGUUCUCCGUGACGUACUCGACUCUGGAGAUGAAUCAGUUCGUAAUCCAGCGUACCGCCUGGUGAGCAUUUGGGAGGACAGGCGGGUAUUUGGUUCGCGUGGUCAGAGUCUUCGUGAAGAAUUGCUCGGGAAGAGGCUCCAGUCACCGAAGCAGCAGCCUAAGCAGUCCUCACCAAAUUAUCAGAGUUUUGAAGGGACCUUACUCGAGAGGGUGGCAAGAUCAUAUCAAGCCGCCCAUGAAAAGUCUGUGGACGAGUAUGGGGCUGUCUCGAAGUGCAAUGAAGCUUUGUCGAUGGUUGUGAACUUGGAGAAAGAAGCUGAAGCUGCUGGCGGCAAUGGCGAUAUGCAAGCCUCAGUGUCUGAAGAGUUGCUGGAACAAGAGCUGGUUAUGCGGCAGUGUGUAGAACAGCUCGAAUCGUGUGAGAGGAGCCAUGCCAUGCUAUGUUCUGAUUUGAAAGAUGCUCUGCAUGUACAGGAGAAUAAGUUGGAGCAGAUUCGGGCACAACUUCAGACAGCACAGUCUCAGCUGCAACAGACCAAAAAUGUGCAGCAACGUUUGGCUUCUGGGAUCACAAGUGAUAUCGACUUUCCUGUCGGAGGAGCACCAACCGUUGGAUCUGUUGAAGAGGGAUCUGCAAGUCAAGAACAUGACAAUCUAGCAUCGAGGGACAUGGACACGGAAACCCAUAUUUCAAUGUCAAGUGGAUCAGGAACCACUAACAAUCCCACAGUUAACGAACUUUCUGCAGAGCCGACGGAGACGAGCCAAGCUCCAACCUCAGCUUUAAGCACUGCUGCCGAGAUUGCGGCCAAGUUAGCAGCCAGCUCAUCAUCAGCCGCCAUGCUAACAUCAGUAUUAUCAUCAUUGGCAGCAGAAGAAGCAGGCAAUGGAUUGCAUUCACCAAAUUUCAACAUGGAUGGGGCGCAGAAGAGGCCAAGGUUGGAAAAUCAUGUUGACCAGCUACCAGCUCCUGCACCUGUUCCCUACCAGCUGCCCCCGCAAUUGUCUCAAUUUCUUCAAGCCAACCCCAUGAUGCCUCCAGGUUACACCUUUCAAACAGCGAUGCCCCCGCCUCCCAUGCAGAACCACAUGAUGCUGACUCAGCAUUCAAUGGGACCACCUCCACCCCCUAUGCCCCCAAGUUGCAAUCCCAUUUAUCAAUUCCAGCAGCAGCCCUCCCCGUACUACAGCCCCCCUCCACUUCCUGCUCCACCGGCUCCUGCUCCUAGACAGUGAGUUUGUUUUUGGGUAGUAGUCACACUGAUUUCGCAUUGUACUUGUGUCUGAAUGUAAUGUAACUUGGAUCAAUAGCGUGUGCUUUGUUUUUCCCUCACCUUUUAUUUCGAGGCUUGGCAGAUUUGUAUAGCUUUUUUGUACUUAUGAAAUCUAUUCUUAUGGAAUUUUAAGUGAUAUUUCAGUUUAAGCAAUCAAAAUCUAGAAUAAAAGGUGAUAAAUACAUGUACACAUGAAAGUAUGUAAGGGAAUGGAUGGAGUCUUCGAUUUUGCAUC
Physcomitrium patens is the source of this 2150-nucleotide messenger RNA. RefSeq lists its product as uncharacterized. NCBI's taxonomy places the organism in Eukaryota, Viridiplantae, Streptophyta, Bryopsida, Funariales, Funariaceae. The record is from RefSeq and is a predicted model, not a curated record. Gene Ontology annotation, molecular function: RNA polymerase II complex binding. Gene Ontology annotation, biological process: mRNA 3'-end processing.